CAGAGAGAGAGAGAGAGAGAGAUAGCCAGAUGGGUAACAGGUCAAAGACUUCAAGGAAAGGCAAAAAAGCAUGGAGAGCUAACAUAAGCACCGAGGACAUCGAAGAUUUCUUCGAGAAAUCAACCAAAGACGCUCUCUCCGGCGGAAACCUCUCCGCCGCUCCAAGCGAGGAUCUCUUCCACGUCGACAAAUCUCAUGACAUUCCGGUGAAACGGAAGAUUGAGAAACACAGAGAGAAGGCUCUCCGGUGCGACAGUGUUUUAAAGAAGAACCCUUUUGUCCAGGUCGUGUCGUCUUCGAAACCCAAGUCGAAGAUUAGCAAGAAGAAGACAAACGUUGUGGAAAGCAAAACUUUUAAACAAGCUCAAAAGAAUGUUGAUGACGGUUCUGUAAUGACGGACUUGUGGGGUGAUGAUGAUAAUAAUAACGGAGAACAUGAGAAGAACCCUAGAAAGAUUUGGAAAAUGACUUCGAGUAUUCCAGCAGUAGAAGUUGAUCCUGCAGGAUGUUCAUACAACCCUACAGCCGAAAGCCACGAGGAUAUGUUGGCGGAAGCAGUUGCUCAAGAAAUGCAGAAAGUUUACAAAAAUGAGUUAGGUCCUGAGCCAGUUCCUUUGACUAUUGAUGGAAACAACAACAUUGAAGACGAGGCGGGUCUUUUGAGUGUGUGCAAUAGAAUAAUUAAUGGGAAGAGUGCCUACUUUCUUGGAGUGGAUAACGGUAGCGAAGGUGAAGAGGAAGCAGACGCUGAGAAAGAAAGUUCUGAGGCUGGGAAUAAUAAAAACGCAAGAACAACGAAGAGGGUGACACGCGUGGUGUUGAAUAAGCGAUCUAGACAAAAGGCGUUGCGGAAGAUGGAGACAAAGGAAAAGUUAAAAGAGAAGUUAUCGAAGGAAAUUGAUAGUUUGCCUAAGAUCUUUAAUUUAGCUUCACUUUACAACAACUUUUAG
Molecule: messenger RNA, 950 nt
Organism: Brassica oleracea var. oleracea
Lineage: Eukaryota; Viridiplantae; Streptophyta; Magnoliopsida; Brassicales; Brassicaceae
Exons: 8
Coding region: 30-950 (306 amino acids)
Biological process (GO): rRNA processing; ribosomal large subunit assembly
Cellular component (GO): nucleolus
Molecular function (GO): 5S rRNA binding
Source: RefSeq, a predicted model, not a curated record